Molecule: messenger RNA, 1085 nt
Organism: Exaiptasia diaphana
Lineage: Eukaryota; Metazoa; Cnidaria; Anthozoa; Actiniaria; Aiptasiidae
Product: ragulator complex protein LAMTOR4 homolog
Exons: 5
Coding region: 225-518 (97 amino acids)
Biological process (GO): positive regulation of TOR signaling; cellular response to amino acid stimulus
Cellular component (GO): Ragulator complex; lysosome
Molecular function (GO): guanyl-nucleotide exchange factor activity
Source: RefSeq, a predicted model, not a curated record
UCUAUAUCACCACCAGUGAGUGCUCUACGCCAUUUCCAACUCUUUGACAYAAUUGCUAUGACAUAAACUGAUCGGGAAUCGUGCUUUAGACUCCUUAUCCCACUCGUCCGCAAGAAUGGCCUGGCUACCGAGCCAUAUCUCGUGACAGAAGCAAGAUAUCGCAUCGAUCGGAAAAGUUUCAAUAUUUCGAUAAAAAGAACUGUUUAAAAACUUAAUAUAUUCCAAUGGCUACUGCAAUAAACCAUGGCUUGGAUAAAAUACCUGAUGCACAGGGCUAUCUAGUUAUCAACCAGGAAGGGGCAGUACUCGCUUCUGCAGGAGAUUUAGAAAAUGAUGAGAAACUAGCAGGGGUAUUUGUUGACAUGCUGCACACAGCUGCCAUGAUUCCAAUAUCUGGUGAUAGAACACAAAAAUUUAAAAGAAUGUCAGUUCAUUUUGGUGACUUUAUACUUAUGGCCACAGUAUCACAUCAAAGGAUAUUUGUGGUAAAAAGGCCAGCACCGCAAGAAAAUAGUUAGAAUGUUUUUACUUAGAAUUCUUUUCCUAUAACAUAGAUUGUAAACAUAUCCAUAUGAUAUAAUGAAUCAGAAACAUAAUAUUAUUGGAUGCCUUUGAUAGAUGUACUCCUUCUAAUGCUUUACAAACUUCAAAUUUAUCAUUUACAGGCAUUUGUAAAUACAUUUUGUCAUUYAAUACAGAUUAUUAAAUUUUGAAGGUGUAAUAUUUAUAAAAAGGGCAAUAUUGAUUGCAUAUCAACAAUAAACUCAUGUGUUGUUAUAUAAUCAUUUUUAAUUUACCCAUGAAAACCUAACCCAGAGGUAGAGUGUAGUUGGUGUGCCUGCCCCACAUGUAAUGACUUUGGAUGGGUCAGGUUCCCUCAUUUCUUUCCGAGUAAAAACCUGGAUUCCAACAAUGAAAUAACAAUCUAAUAAAUAAUAGACUAUCACUGAUGUUAUAUUGUUUGACUAUUGGAUUAGGGGAUUUGACUAUGAAUAUAAUUAUAUGAGAAAUUAUUAUAACCUAUAUUCUAAUUCCCAGCUUACAUUUACAAAUGGAGUACAAAAUAAAAGUGUACAACAAUCACA